Messenger RNA from Capsella rubella, 901 nucleotides. Its product is annotated as ADP-ribosylation factor 1. Gene Ontology annotation, cellular component: Golgi apparatus; cytoplasm. The transcript has 8 exons. The coding region runs from base 146 to 694 and encodes 182 amino acids. NCBI's taxonomy places the organism in Eukaryota, Viridiplantae, Streptophyta, Magnoliopsida, Brassicales, Brassicaceae. The record is from RefSeq and is a predicted model, not a curated record. Gene Ontology annotation, molecular function: GTPase activity; GTP binding. Gene Ontology annotation, biological process: vesicle-mediated transport; intracellular protein transport.
UUUCAGUCAUCGCAUAAACUCUUAAAGAAGAAGAAAGAUCUGAGAGGUCGAAUGAUCCAAGAGAAGAAGAAGAACCUCUCUUAGAUCGUUUGAUCUGAUCCGAACGAAGAAGACGAAGAAGAAGAAGAAGAAGAAGAAGAAGAAGAUGGGAAUCCUAUUCACGCGGAUGUUCUCUUCCGUGUUUGGUAACAAAGAAGCUCGUAUCCUCGUCCUCGGUCUCGACAAUGCUGGAAAAACCACAAUCCUCUAUCGGCUUCAGAUGGGGGAAGUUGUCUCUACGAUUCCGACUAUUGGAUUUAACGUUGAGACUGUUCAGUACAACAAUAUCAAGUUUCAGGUCUGGGAUUUAGGUGGACAAACAAGCAUAAGGCCAUACUGGCGAUGCUAUUUUCCGAAUACGCAAGCAGUGAUCUAUGUUGUUGACUCGAGUGAUACGGAUAGAAUCGGGGUUGCGAAAGAGGAGUUUCAUGCAAUUUUGGAGGAAGAGGAAUUGAAAGGUGCGGUGGUUCUGAUAUUUGCAAACAAGCAGGAUCUUCCUGGUGCACUCGAUGAUGCGGCUGUUACAGAAGCUCUGGAGUUACAUAAGAUAAAGAGUCGUCAAUGGGCAAUCUUCAAAACUUGUGCUGUGAAAGGCGAGGGACUUUUCGAGGGAUUGGACUGGUUGAGUAAUACAUUGAAGUCGGGCAGUGGCUAAAAGCAUCUUCCAUAUACCAAUUGGUCAUCCCCUCAAAGAGUGUAUCUUCGAAUCAUUUAUACUUAUUGGUUUGUUUAGUAUGGUUUAUCUUAGUUCUUCAUCUUAUGAGUUAAUAUCAAUGACAUGUUCACUUAAUAUUGUCUCCUUUCUUUUUGUUGUUGUUUUGUUUCCUUUUGAAAAAAAAAAAAAUAUACGAUUUUUAAUUGA